AUGAUCAAGCUAACAAGUAACUACCGUCAAAAAAGGUUUCAACGUGCAGAAAGUCAUAUCCCGUCAUUUGUUCUGCAGGCUAGUGAACCGGAUGACGUUGAAUUUGUGGAUGGAGAUGUGGAUUGGAUUGAAGAUGAGAAUCAGUCUGUGAACAAUUCGGAUGAUGAAUCGAUUAACGAGGCUGAAGUGGUGGACAGUAGUAUGGAUGUUGUACAGUAUUUUUCACCUACUCAAGAUGAUACAUUCAAAUUGCUCUCAGGCCAUAAAGAAAGCGUCUUCUGUUUAGAUUUUGAUAGUACUGGUAAAUUUCUUGCAUCCGGUGGACAAGAUCAUAUUGCUAUAAUAUGGAAUGCAGCAACUGGUGAAAUUGAAUUCAUUUGUCAAGGUCAUGAUGAUUCUGUGAAUUGUGUUAGUUUCAGUCCAAAUGGGGAUUAUUUAUGCACUGGUGAUAUGGCUGGAAAUAUUCGUAUUUGGUUAAGACCAUUGAUAGAGGAAAAUUCAAAAGAAUGGAAAUUAUUAAGAACAGAAACUGUCAAUGAUUUAUUAUGGAUUAAAUGGUGGAUAUCACCUUCAAAUGCUGUACGAAAUAUGAACAAUAAACUAUCAAAACCUGCUCUACUCUUAGCCGGUGAUGAACAUAGUCAUGUUAAUUACUGGGCUGUAAGUUCUAGCAUAUCAGACAAUCAGGGGAAGUGUAUAUCAAUGGCGUAUACGUUUGAUCUUGAUCAAGCUGCAUUAGAUGGAAUAAUUUUACCAAGUUCUUCAAAUACUAAAAAUCCAAAGUUAGCAGUACUUCAUCGAAAUGGUGAUCUACGUAUAUGGGAUAUAAAAACAAUAACAUUAAUUGGUUCUAUUAAAUUAUUUGAUAAAUAUUCUUCAUUAUCUAAUCAAUAUGGUCAACAUUUAGAAGUUUAUCAAAUGAUUUCAUUACAAUCAUUGAAAAAUCAAUCUAAUACAAAUGAUAACUCGAAUCAUGAUUUAUUAUUAAUUGCUGGAAAUGGCUUCAUAUGUCCUAUCUCUAUUAAAUUUGAUGGUGAAUUACGUUUUAAGAUUUUAGAUAUCAUUAAAACAGGUGAUGAUGGAUCCGUUGAAGCAUUAAACUGUUCUUGGACACAUCCAUUAUUUGCUUUUGGCUCUAUCACUGGUGUACUUGGAAUUUGUGAUGCUCAUACUAUUCGUGUUCGUCAAAAAUGGACGUACAUAGAUGAAGAUGACGCGCAACCUAUCGGUAUUACAUCAUUAUGUUGGAGUCGAUAUAAACCUAUAUUUUUCACAGCUACCACUAAAGGUUCCAUAGUUGCAUGGUGUGGUAUCACUGGAUUAACAGGAAAAUCUUCAUCUGGUUUAUUAACAGAAAAAACUCCUUUAAAAAUAUGGUGGGGUCAUAAAGCAAUGAUUCUUUAUUUAACUUUACCACCAUUUUGUAAAUCUAUGGAUGAUAAUAAUAAUGAUAAAAUUGAACCAUUCUUGUGUACAGCAUCAGAUGAUUCAACUAUUCGAUACUUUGCUAUUGAUAUUUCAUCAUAAUUCUAUGUUCUUUUUAUCUUUUGUUUCUUGUUUCCUUUUUGUUUCUGUUAUAAAGAAAUUCUGUUUGGAAAAGCAACUUAUACAUAUUUUGAUAUGGUAUUCGAUCUUCUUCUGGUUCGAUAUCUAUGAAAUUGAUUUGUUCUGUAUCUGUUUUUGUGAUUGAGAUCGUGGAUGUGCACUGCUGAGAAGUCCCACAAUAGGACGAAAUGGUCGUCUAGGUUUCCAACGGUGGUCUAACAUCAAUCGGUUCAUGAUCUCAAUCAAAAACUUAAUAAUCUCCACAACCCCCAUACUACAUCUGUUUGUCAUAAAUUCAUUGCCGUCAUGAAUUAUACUGAAAGUAAUACACCUCUGUGUAAAUAUAAUUUAUGUGACUCUUGAGAGAAGCAAUAUUAGAGGUAGUUAGGAAG
This is a messenger RNA of Schistosoma margrebowiei, 1937 nucleotides long. The record is from the annotation of a GenBank genome assembly. Lineage: Eukaryota; Metazoa; Platyhelminthes; Trematoda; Strigeidida; Schistosomatidae.